AACAUGCAACGCGUUACGGUAUUCGUCGUCGCGUCCACGUCGAGAGCUGGAUGUGUGUCAGCUGCAGCAAAAAGUGAUCGAAAUCAUCUUCUCAUUAAUAACACGUCUCUUCAACUAGAAAAACGUCGAACGGCAUAAUAUAGACCAAUUUGACGUUUGGAGCAGAUUCCCAAGAAUUUUCUUUUCUCAAAAUGGCACACACCAUUCUACUCAUCCAGCCAGGGCCAGCCGAGACAAGAACGUACUCAGAUUAUGACUCCGUUAAAGACUGCAUGGAAGGAGUGUGCAAGAUCUACGAAGAACACCUGAAGCGGUGCAAUCCCAACAGCCCGUCCAUCACCUACGACAUCGGCCACUUGUUCCAAUUCAUUGAUGACCUCAAAGACCUCAGCUGUCUAGUGUUGGAUAAGAAGACCAUGGCGUACCUUCCUUGCAACAAAGACUGGGUUAAAGAGAAGAUCUAUGUACUCUUACGGCGGCAAGCCCUCAAAUGAUGAAGCAUAAUGACCAUUAAGCACGGAUUUGACAGGAAGACAAUGUCGUAUCGUCCCCACAACAAAGACUUCUUCAAGGAGCAAAUCUACAAGCAGCUGAAAGACCAGGCAUCGAGAUAAGAUCAGGGGAGCAUUGCUGGACCAGUCAGGAGUCGUCUCACUCAUAAUCCUGGAAAAAGUUCAAGAAAACUUCCCCACAUACAACUGAUAACAUCUCAGUCAAUAAUACCUGGGUACUCUGUUGCAUGAACAGCCCUGCGCGUUGAAGCAGUGGCUGACAAGGUUCCCCAUAAGAUUCCCUAGAGCAAUGGAAAGUUUCUUUUGAACAAUAUAUAAACCCAAUCAGGGAAAUUUUCCCUGCAAGUUUUUUUGGGUAUUUUUAUCGAGAUGUCUACUUUUAGGCAUGUAUUCAUUCAUCUAAAAACGUGCCGCAUGUAUCUCAAAAUUCAUGAGCAAACAGAAAGAGAGAGUGAAAGAAAAGAAAAAAACCCAUAAAACUAAACUUGUGCCUGACCUUGAUUGAAAUCGUGUAAAUAUUUAAAAUUCCCGGUGACUGCCUAAUUUUUCUGAGUUACAAAAUUAAACAAAUUUAAACUUGGCUCGACAGAAUUCUUCCAGCAACUGUUUUUCGUUUGGCUUUGUUUUUCAUAAGGAGUAACAUGCUCAGUAUGAUAAUUUCUCUUUUAAUGGUGUCAUAAAUGCUGUAGAAUUAAAAAAUGAAGUACUGUUGCAAUACCACUGAUGUUCAGAUGAACAUGAAGAAGUCUUUGCUAUGGGGAAGCUAGCACCAUAUUCUUUUGUACAUAUUUAUAAUUUAGUCUUUUUUAGAUUUUUUUGUAGCUAUAGUGGGUUGUAUGUACAGGCAAAAUAUGUGGUACAACUGCAUUAAGGGGUAGUUCUGAACAGUAAGAUUUACAAUUGCUUUUUGAAAAUUUCUUGAAAAAAAAAUUGCAGGCAAUCUGAGAUUGACAAGAGUUUUUGUACUGGUAUGCAUCUAUCUCCACUGCAAGAUUGUUGGCACAGUUUUUUACUUGUCCAUGGCUGUGUAAGAACUUAGAAGUUGUUUAGUAUUGGUACCUGUUGCAAUUUUCAGGCAAUGCUGUUCCCAUUCUUGUGAUGCAACCCAGCCUUGGUCACAAGACUGGAUUCCAAUUUUUAUUGCCCUGUUUUGCAGCCAGUCCCAUGACAACGGUAAAGUUGCCGCGGCAGUGGAGGUCUCUAUCAACAAGAUGAAUCAAAUCCAGUCUUGGUAAUAUUGGCAGCGCUACCCACGACACACCGAGGAUACCUCAAGCCCAUGCAUUAGCUUGAAUCACACAGCAAGGAACAGCGCGUGAGGUAUGCUCAGAAUUUCCUGGGUAGCGUUGUCAAUAUUGCCAAGACUGGAUUUGAUUCAUCUUGAUAGUGACCUCGCUUGUCACGGACCGGCUGUAUAACGGAAAUAAAAUCAAAACCCAGUUUUGGACCAAGACUAGAUGAGACCUGUUUUGCAACAAUCGCAAUAUUCCUCUAAAUGUCAAUGAUAUAAUCAGUGAUAUAGUCAAGUCCAUCACAAGUCCCUGCAAGUCCAUCACAAGUCCUCCAGUCCCAAUUCAACUCACAAGCUAUUCAAAUGAGCUUUGACAAAGGCAUUCCUUUGUUAUUGUUCAUCCACUUUUACUUGUGACUGGACUUGUGUUUGACUUGUGACUGGACUUGUGAUUUACUUGUGGAUGGACUUGUCAUGGACUUGUGAUGGACUCAUUUUACACUGUGAUAUAUCGGAUAUACAACAGCUUAUGAUGUCACAACUCACAACUAAUUGCACUUUCUCCUUUUUUUUUUUGCUUUCCACACUAAGUAGAAUUUCUCUGGUGGGUGAUUGUACUUGCAUCUGUGCAGUAAAAUUCACUUGCUCGCUGAGAUUUUUGGUUAGUCUAAAAAUAAACUUUUAAGUGCAAGUUUAAAAGGUCUUUGUCGUGACAUUUGAGGAAAUAUUUUUUCUGCUGACUUAAGUUAAGUAACUCCAAAAUGUGUGUGUAACCCUUAUCAAUUCAAACAGUUGUGCAGAAAUUAAAAUUCAUGCAAGGCAGAGCCAAUAAAUACAUCUGAAAUUUGGAAGUCUGGGUGAAUGUUGCGACAAGAUGUCUAAAUAAUGCAAUGUUUUGGGUUUUUUUUUAAAUUGUCUCUGGAAUAUGUAGUUUUUUGCAUAUAUAUUGUUCAAGUACAGACAUAAUAUUCAUAAUAUUUUAUAUCAAAUACCUUGCAAUCGUUUCACCUUGUUUCCUGCCAAAAAAAAGAUUCUGUCAUGACCCAGUUCAAAACACUUCAUGGAUCUACACUGUGGAAUUGUGGCUUGCCAAAAAUUACUUCGCCGAGUAACCAUUUUCCUAACUCAAAUCAGUAACGGUUGACAAAUAUAUUUGAUCAGUGUAAGUAUUUAUUUGUUGGCCAAGCAAUUUUCUGAUCUUCAGACUUUUUGAGGGCGUCAUGUUUUCCUGACAUACUUCUAGGGAAAAAGGGAUUUUGUUUUUCCCCCGUUUUGUACUUAAUUAGCUUGUGCUGUACUUCUUAUGUUACAUUUAUUACUUUUCACAUUGUUAAAUUUCUUUUACUUGUUUUGUCUCUGUACAUAUUUCCACAUGGAGAAAUGACAGUUCUUUUCAGUGUUUAAGUAGAAUAAAAUUUUGAUCUUUUUUGGAAAAAAA
Molecule: messenger RNA, 3181 nt
Organism: Patiria miniata (bat star)
Lineage: Eukaryota; Metazoa; Echinodermata; Asteroidea; Valvatida; Asterinidae
Product: enhancer of rudimentary homolog
Exons: 5
Coding region: 192-494 (100 amino acids)
Source: RefSeq, a predicted model, not a curated record